Exophiala oligosperma is the source of this 2270-nucleotide messenger RNA. RefSeq lists its product as uncharacterized. Gene Ontology annotation, biological process: xenobiotic detoxification by transmembrane export across the plasma membrane. The record is from RefSeq and is a predicted model, not a curated record. Gene Ontology annotation, molecular function: xenobiotic transmembrane transporter activity; antiporter activity. The transcript has a single exon. Gene Ontology annotation, cellular component: membrane. NCBI's taxonomy places the organism in Eukaryota, Fungi, Ascomycota, Eurotiomycetes, Chaetothyriales, Herpotrichiellaceae. Bases 201 to 2174 code for a protein of 657 amino acids.
CUCUCUUCGCUAUCUCUCUCCUGUUCACAUUCCCUUGCCAGAGCAUCGUUGUAUUUCUGACUGAGAUACAUUGUAUGUACCACGGAAUUCACGCUCACUACUUAGGCCUCGAGAGGACCUGGCUGAGCAUGCGCACUGUUCGCUCCCAACAAUAGCGGAAUAGCCCGUGACACAUUAACUGGGGAAACUUCUCCUUCACCAUGUCUCAGCCAAAAAACACCAACACUCUGGAGAGGGUCACUAGCCUCACCAGACAUGCAAGUCGAGUUUUUCACAAUUCUCUACCCAGCGCUUCUCCAAUAGCGCAAGCAUCCCUCGCGCGAGAUAUCGAGGAAGACACCGAAUCGGAAGCAGCCGAAUCAGAGUCGGACUCUGAAGGUUCAGCUUUGCGACCUUCGACGUCUGCUCCAGGAGGCUACUCCUUCGUCGGCUCAUAUCGGCGACCUAGUUUUGUUGGAGCAGGAAAUCGAGCCACCGUCCUCCCUCGGCCGUUUCCAGAGCAUGAAAGACUCUCUAGGGAAGAGAGGGCGCGUGCAUUGGAAGAAGAAAGAAGUCUGUUGCGAGACAAUAAUAUAAUUCCACCGAAACAUCCACAAGCAGAUGAUGGCAGGAGAAAGAGCAUAUUCAGGAUUCCUGGCGGGGAUCGCAAGAUCUCGACGGAUGCAAACGCCGUGCCUGCCUUGGACGGAGCUGCUGGUCUUGCGUCUGAAGCUACGCCUUUGCUAGGAGAUCCAAGCCUCCCCUACGGCGGUCAAGGUGAUGCGGACAAUAUCGAAGCAAAAUGGGAGGAAGCCGUGGCCGCAGGCAUGAUACAUACUACCUGGCAGCGAGAAGCCAAAGUCAUCGGCCGCUAUUCGGCUCCCCUGAUGGCGACCUUCUUAUUGCAGUACUCCUUGACCGUUGCAAGUAUCUUCACCGUCGGACAUAUAGGAACAGUCGAACUUGGAGCUGUCAGCUUAGCCUCUAUGUCCGCCAAUAUCACGGGUUAUGCCAUCUAUCAAGGACUGGCCACCUCUCUGGAUACUCUGUGCGCACAGGCGUAUGGUUCUGGCCGAAAGAAGCUUGUCGGCCUACAGAUGCAGCGCAUGGUUUUCUUCCUCUGGACCAUCACUCUCCCGAUAGCCAUUGUUUGGCUUCUCGCCGAGAAGAUUUUGCUGGCCAUCGUACCGGAGCCUGAUGUUGCGAGGCUGGCCGGGUUAUACCUCAAGAUUGUGCUGGCCGGAGCGCCAGGUUACGCGGCCUUCGAGGCAGGCAAGCGUUAUGUACAAGCACAAGGCUUGUUCUCCGCCUCUCUUUACGUUCUCUUGUUCUGCGCACCUUUCAACGCUUUCAUGAACUGGCUUUUCGUAUGGCAACUCGAUAUGGGCUUUGCUGGUGCACCAGUCGCAGUUGCGAUUACCGACAACCUUCUCCCGCUUGGCUUAUUCAUCUACGUGCGUUUCUUCUCCAAGUCUGGCAUGUCAUGCUGGAAUGGCUUUACCAAAAAGGCACUGCAGAACUGGGGUCCCAUGGUCAAACUGGCUUUGCCUGGUGUUAUUAUGAUAGAGGCCGAGGUGCUCGCCUUUGAGAUCCUGACUUUUGCGGCCUCAUAUUUUGGCACAACUGUGCUGGCCGCACAAUCCGUCUUGGCCACGCUCACAUCAAUUACGUUCCAGAUUCCAUUCCCGUUGUCCAUAGCAGGUUCAACACGGGUUGCGAAUUUGAUCGGUGCCACACUCGCCGACGCUGCCAAGGUCAGCACCAAAGUCACUUUCUCUGCUGCGGUGGUGGUUGGAGUGUUCAACGUGACGCUGUUGUCGGCGCUGAAGGACUAUAUUCCUCGGUUGUUCACAUCAGACCCGGAGGUCAUCCGCAUCGUGGCGGAAAUCCUACCACUUUGUGCUGCAUUCCAGUUGUUUGACGCUCUAGCGGCUGCUUGCAAUGGUAUUCUGCGCGGUCUUGGCCGUCAAGAGUUUGGUGGCUACGUUCAGAUCUUUUGCUAUUACGUCUUUGCUCUACCUCUUAGUUUUGGUUUGGCUUUUGGCAAGCAUUGGGAUCUAUGGGGAUUGUGGACUGGUGUUGCUCUCGCACUGGGAUUGGUGGCACUGAUCGAGUUCAUCUAUCUCGGCCGGACAGACUGGCAACGAAGUGUGGAGGAAGCGAGAGCACGGAAUCAAGAAGGUGGUGUGGUGUGAAUUUGCCGCAGUAAAUAGCUACACCCAUGGAUAUAUCAAGCAAUUUAGUCGUGUUUCCGCUGUAGUAUUGCAUGGAUGCUGUCUGUUGCCUCUAUC